GUGGCCCCGUCCUGCACCUGGUGGCCCCCUCCGGACCAUGGCAUGGGCACAGGGGGAUCUGACAUCCUCGCUCUCCAUCGUCAUCACCUUGGCUGCCUGCCUCUCGGCCACCACCAGCGAAGUGAACUUGCUAGACACGUCAACAAUCCUGGGAGACUGGGGCUGGAUGACUUAUCCCUCGCAUGGGUGGGAUUCCAUCAAUGAAAUGGAUGAGUUUUUCAGCCCCAUCCACACCUACCAGGUGUGUAACGUCAUGACCCCCAACCAGAACAACUGGCUCCGCACCAACUGGGUCCAGCGGGACGGGGCGCGGCGCGUCUACGCCGAGAUCAAAUUCACGCUGAGGGACUGUAACAGCAUGCCAGGUGUGCUGGGCACCUGCAAGGAGACCUUCAACCUCUACUACAUGGAGUCUGACCGGGAUCUGGGCACCAGCACCCGGGAGAGCCAGUUCCUGAAGAUCGACACGAUCGCAGCAGAUGAGAGCUUCACCAACGUGGACCUGGGCGUGCGGCGCCUGAAGCUGAACACGGAGGUGCGGGGUGUGGGGCCGCUGAGCAAGAGGGGGUUCUACCUGGCCUUCCAGGACAUCGGGGCCUGCAUUGCCAUCGUCUCGGUGCGGGUGUACUACAAGAAGUGCCCGGCUACGGUGAGGAACCUGGCGUCCUUCUCCGAGGCGGUGACCGGGGCGGACUCGUCCUCCUUGGUGGAAGUGCGGGGAGAGUGCGUGGGCCAUUCGGAGGAGAGGGACACCCCCAAAAUGUACUGCAGUGCCGAGGGAGAGUGGCUGGUGCCCAUUGGGAAGUGUGUGUGCAGUGCUGGCUAUGAAGAGCAGCGCGAUUCCUGCAUGGCCUGCCAGCUGGGGUUUUACAAAUCAGCCCCCGGGGACCAGCUGUGUGCCAAGUGUCCCCUGCACAGCCACUCGGAGAGCCGGGCAGCUCGCGUGUGCCGCUGUGACAGCAGCUUCUACCGCGCCGUGCAGGACCCCCCCUCAGCUGCCUGCACACGGCCCCCCUCUGCUCCCGUGAACCUGAUCUCCAGCGUGAACGGCACCUCGGUGACGCUGGAGUGGGGCCCGCCGCUGGACAAGGGCGGUCGAGCGGACGUCGUGUACAACGUGCGGUGCCGGCGCUGCGCGGGAGCCGCGGGGCCGUGCGAGGCCUGCGGCAGCGGCAUCCGCUUCGUGCCCCAGCAGAUGAGCCUGGUGCAGGGAGCGCUGACCGUCACCAACCUCCUGGCACACACCAACUACUCCUUCUGGGUGGAGGCCGUCAAUGGAGUCUCUGAUCUCAGCCUGGAGUCCAGGAGAGCCGCGGUCGCCAACAUCACGACAAACCAGGCAGCCCCGUCACAGGUGGUGGUGGUGCAUCAGGAGAGCACAGGCCAGAACAGUGUCACCCUGCUGUGGCAAGAGCCAGACCAGCCCAAUGGAAUCAUCCUGGAGUACGAGAUCAAGUACUACGAGAAGGAUAAGGAAAUGCAGAGCUACUCAACUCUGAAAUCCAAGAGCACCACUGCCACCAUCUCUGGCCUCAAGCCUGCAACCCGCUACAUCUUCCAGGUGCGGGCUCGCACCUCUGCCGGCUGCGGGAGGUUCAGUCAGACUGUGGAGGUGGAAACGGGCAAGCCGGUGUCUCUCCGCUACGACACGAUGACGAUUGUCUGGAUCUGCCUGACACUCAUCGCUGGCCUUGUCACCUUGCUGGUGGUUCUGAUCUGCAAGAAGAGGCACUGUGGGUACAGCAAGGCUUUCCAGGACUCUGAUGAGGAGAAGAUGCAUUAUCAGAAUGGGCAAGUGAAGUUCCCUGAGUCCAAAUUCUACGUGGACCCCCACACAUACGAGGACCCCUGCCAAGCUGUGCAUGAGUUCACCCGUGAAAUUGAGGCCUCCCGGAUCAAGAUCGAGAAGGUCAUUGGGUCUGGGGAGUCGGGAGAGGUGUGCUACGGCCGCCUGAAGCUGCCAGGGAAGAAGGAGGUUCCCGUGGCCAUCAAAGCGCUGAAGGCAGGCUACACAGAGAAGCAGAGGAGGGACUUCCUGAGUGAGGCCAGCAUCAUGGCACAGUUCGACCACCCCAACGUCAUCCACCUGGAGGGGGUGGUCACCAGGAGCAAAUUGGUAAUGAUUGUUACUGAAUACAUGGAGAACGGCUCGCUAGACACCUUCCUCAGGAAACACGACGGGCAGUUCACCAUCAUCCAGCUGGUGGGGAUGCUGCGGGGCAUCGGGGCGGGCAUGAGGUACCUGUCUGACCUGGGCUACGUGCACCGGGACCUGGCUGCCCGCAACAUCCUGGUCAACAGCAACCUGGUGUGCAAAGUGUCCGACUUCGGCCUCUCCCGCAUCCUGGAGGACGACCCCGACGCCGCGUACACCACCACGGGGGGGAAGAUCCCGAUCCGCUGGACGGCCCCCGAGGCCAUCGCGUACCGCAAGUUCUCCUCGGCCAGCGACGUGUGGAGCUAUGGAAUUGUCAUGUGGGAGGUGCUGGCCUACGGCGAGCGGCCCUACUGGAACAUGACCAACCGCGACGUGAUUAACUCCGUGGAGGAAGGCUACCGCCUGCCUGCCCCCAUGGGCUGCCCCAGCACCCUGCACCAGCUGAUGCUGGACUGCUGGCAGAAGGAGCGCAGCGAGAGGCCCCGCUUCUCCCAGAUCGUCGGCAUCCUGGACAAGCUGAUCCGCAACCCCGACAACCUCAAGUGCACGGGCACCAUCAACAGGUUCACCCAGACACGUUUGGACAGGGGUCUCCUUGACCUGAGCAGCUGCUUGACUGUGGAGGACUGGCUGGACUCCAUCCGGCUGGGGCACUACCGGGACAACUUUGCCAUGGCUGGCUACUCCUCCCUGGGCAUGGUGAUGCGCAUGAACAUCGAGGAUGUUCGGAGUCUGGGCAUCACCAUGAUGGGCCACCAGAAGAAGAUCCUGAGCAGCAUCCAGGCCAUGAGAUCCCAACUGCUGAACACAAACGGCCCCAGGAGACAUCUCUGA
Messenger RNA from Poecile atricapillus (Black-capped chickadee), 2992 nucleotides. It is a transcript of the gene EPHA8, whose product is annotated as EPH receptor A8. Gene Ontology annotation, cellular component: neuron projection; plasma membrane. The transcript is spliced from 17 exons. Bases 38 to 2992 code for a protein of 984 amino acids. The record is from RefSeq and is a predicted model, not a curated record. Gene Ontology annotation, molecular function: protein binding; transmembrane-ephrin receptor activity; ATP binding. Lineage: Eukaryota; Metazoa; Chordata; Aves; Passeriformes; Paridae. Gene Ontology annotation, biological process: cell surface receptor protein tyrosine kinase signaling pathway; axon guidance; protein phosphorylation.